Messenger RNA from Galeopterus variegatus (Sunda flying lemur), 1169 nucleotides. It is a transcript of the gene JMJD8, whose product is annotated as jumonji domain containing 8. The coding region runs from base 1 to 933 and encodes 310 amino acids. The transcript is spliced from 9 exons. NCBI's taxonomy places the organism in Eukaryota, Metazoa, Chordata, Mammalia, Dermoptera, Cynocephalidae. The record is from RefSeq and is a predicted model, not a curated record. Gene Ontology annotation, cellular component: cytoplasm.
AUGGUGACCGGCGGGGGCCUUCCGGAAAUGGCACUUCCGGGGCGGGUCGCGGAAGCCCACUUCCGGGCUGUCCCGGCGCCAGCCGUUGCCUCGACGACGCGGAGGCCAGCGCUGCGCGGCGGGUGGGGCGGCGGGCUCAUGGCGCUCCCGCUCCGGGCGCUGGCCGUGCUAGCGGCGCUGGCGGCGCUAUCUCGGCCCGGCUCCGGAGAUACGGGCGACGGGGGGUGGCCGGGGGCGCUGGCGGCCUUGGCGGAGGAGGACCGCUGCACCAUAGAGCGCCGAAGCGACCUCAGCUACGCCGAGUUCGUGCAGCAUUACGCCUUCCUGAGGCCUGUCAUUUUGCCGGGGCUCACGGACAACUGGAAGUUCCGGGCCCUGUGUUCCCGCGAAAGGCUGCUGGCCUCGUUUGGGGACAGCGUGGUCCGACUGAGCACUGCCAACACCUACUCCUACCAGAAAGUGGAUCUGCCCUUCCAGGAAUAUGUGGAGCAGCUGCUGCAUCCUCAGGAUCCCUCCUCCCUGGGCAAUGAUACCCUGUACUUCUUCGGGGACAACAACUUCACUGAAUGGGCAUCACUUUUUCGGCACUACUCCCCACCUCCAUUUGGUCUACUAGGUACUGCUCCUGCUUACAGCUUUGGAAUUGCAGGAGCCGGCUCUGGGGUGCCCUUCCACUGGCAUGGACCAGGUUACUCGGAGGUGAUCUAUGGCCGUAAGCGUUGGUUUCUCUACCCACCUGAGAAGACACCACAGUUCCACCCCAACAAGACCACGCUGGCCUGGCUCCAGGACACGUACCCAGCCCUGGCGCCAUCUGCACGGCCCUUGGAGUGUACAAUCCGGCCUGGUGAGGUGCUGUAUUUUCCUGACCGCUGGUGGCACGCAACGCUCAACCUCGACACCAGUGUCUUCAUCUCUACCUUUCUCGGCUAGCCAGAGCAAGCGGCUGGCAAGCCUGUCACAUACCAGCACAUGUCCAUGUAGCACUCACAGACUUUAUUAUAGGGACAGUGGUGGCAGCAGCAGCUUCAGUCCAACCCACCCUCACCUGCUUUUCCAGCUCAGGGGGAACAGGGGAGGCCCGUAGCCCAGCAAGGGCUAUGCUGAGAUGGGGAGCAGUCCACAGCCCAAUAGCAGAACUGAAGGGGUGGGGCCCAGGGACAGACUAU